Messenger RNA from Sycon ciliatum, 1660 nucleotides. RefSeq names its product gamma-glutamylcyclotransferase-like. The transcript has 2 exons. The record is from RefSeq and is a predicted model, not a curated record. Bases 336 to 869 code for a protein of 177 amino acids. NCBI's taxonomy places the organism in Eukaryota, Metazoa, Porifera, Calcarea, Leucosolenida, Sycettidae. Gene Ontology annotation, molecular function: gamma-glutamylcyclotransferase activity.
UGUUAGCUAGCAUGGGCCGGCCGGCCGGGGCCCGGCUGAACAAUCAUCUUGCACAAAAAAUCAUCUUUUGAACUCUGAGUCUGAAGCCCGGACAGAUAUCUGCAGAGUCGACUAGUAUUAUACUAGUAGUCCGAUUAGUUGUCUCUUGCCAACUGGCUUUUACUUCACAGUUUGCUAAACCUCAGUGUUAUCCUUGAGGAAGUCGUUUGACGAUUUGUAGUACUUUCCUAGGUCUCAGUACGACAAUAUAGAGUGUUCUUCGCACGAACGGAGCUCCGAAGUCAGUUUGCCGUGAGAACUGCAGUAUAGUCGAGUCGGAGUCCGUCGCGGACGAAAUGGCAACAUUUUUGUAUUUCGCGUAUGGAUCCAAUCUCAUGGCGAGGCGGCUGAGAAAGAGCUGUCCGUCCGCCAAGCUGUUUGGCUGUGCACGCCUGGACAACCACUCUCUGUGCUUCUGGGAUCUACAGACGGGCCCGUCGGGCCGCUGGCAGGGUGCCGUUGCCACCAUAACGCCGAAGGAGGGCGAUCACGUGUGGGGUGCUGUGUGGGAAAUCGAGCAGACCGAGAUGGCCAAUCUGGACAAGCAAGAGAGCCUACACACGGGCAUCUACCGGCGUUACCCGGUGCAGGCGGAGAUGUCGGGCAGCGACGGAGGCGGUGAUGGUGGUGGCUGCCGGGACUGUGUCUCCUACGCCAUGGUCGAGUAUACUGCGGAGCAGAGGAAAGGCGUUCCGUCGCCGCACUACCUGCGCGUGAUCCGCGACGGGUCGGCGGACUGCGGCCUGCCCGAUGAGUACCAGAAGCGGCUCAACUCCAUUCAGGAUAACGGCUUCACUGGCGACGUGUCUGGAAUGAUUGGCCUUUAUUGAUUGGCCUCUAUUGAUGCCAACAACUGUGACUGUGCUCUGGUCCCGAUAUGGAGAAGGCAGUACACUGUAGCAGGAUAAUAUCGUCGUGCCAUUCCGAAUGGAACGCUUUCAGCCAAACAAUGCCAUCUUGGUUUUGUGUGCACAUCGCCGCCAAGCUGCUGGUUCCAGGUGGCCGUGGCAACUGGGCUCUGGAGCGAAAGAUACGGCAGUUGCUAUCAGUCGUGCAAUGAAGAUGCCACCCUGCAGCUAAUUCCACACAUCCACCAUCUCUACAUUUGAUAAUUGUUCUGGUCCGGCGGUGGCUGCGAGAAGUCCUGCGGCUACUCCGCCGCAGACUUGAGAGGCAUUUGCUGCAGUGUGGCGCGCUGACUGUCAAUGUGCGGGCACGUGGCAGCAACAACUUACUUGUGCCGGUGUCUUCAAGUGCCGUGUGGUCUCGCCUAGUCUAAUAAAGAACCAUGAAUGGACGGACUGAACUCAAAUUAGGGUUGAAACGAUUAUACCGAAUGAUCGAGUACUCGUUUGAUAACUCUAACGAUCGAGCAAUCGUUUAGAUUACCGAUUACGAUUAUUUUGCGUUUUUUUAAAUUUUUAGUUCCAUACACGCAGUGCAUACAGCGCAGAAUAUAGUAUAGUACACAGUAGAUCUACUAAGUGAACAAUCAUGCCACAUAGCAUUUUUGUGCAAAAUUGUGUACAUAUUUCCACUCUUGGCCAUUCCACGUACAUGUGUACAUAUUCCAGGUGCGGCCUCUUAAAGGGGAAGUAUACCCUAAAAUCAAAUUUUCACC